Molecule: messenger RNA, 3343 nt
Organism: Rhinolophus ferrumequinum (greater horseshoe bat)
Lineage: Eukaryota; Metazoa; Chordata; Mammalia; Chiroptera; Rhinolophidae
Gene: ZFPM1
Product: zinc finger protein, FOG family member 1
Exons: 10
Coding region: 123-3113 (996 amino acids)
Biological process (GO): erythrocyte differentiation; positive regulation of transcription by RNA polymerase II; heart development
Cellular component (GO): nucleus
Molecular function (GO): RNA polymerase II-specific DNA-binding transcription factor binding
Source: RefSeq, a predicted model, not a curated record
CGGCGGUGGAGCCCCGGGGCCGUGGGCAUGAGCCGCCCCGCAGCACCGCCGCGCCCCUGCCGCCCGCCGCUGCCCGCCAGGGGCUAGAGGCGGCCGCCGGGAGGGCACGCGGCGCCGGAGACAUGUCCAGAAGGAAACAGAGCAACCCCCGGCAGAUCAAGCGUUCCCUCGGAGACAUGGAGGCCAGAGAAGAAGCCCAGGCCGCAGACACUGGCCUCCCAGAACAGGAAGCUGCAGCGCCGGAGCCAGAGGCCGUGGGAGAAUCGGAGCCCCUGAGCCCUUCCAGUCCAGAAGUUAAUUCCCUGCUCCCACCACAACCACCGUCCCCCACAUCCCCAGGAGGCCCUGAGGAGACCAAGGGGCAGGAGCCAGAGACGAGUCUGGAGGAGGCAGUCAGCAGCUGGAGUGGGCCAGACGAGCUGGAGCAGGUCCUGCAGGACGGGCAGAAGUGCGUGCGAGCUCGACACAGCCUCACUGAGGGCCUUUCCUGGGGCCCAUUCCGAGGGAGCAUCCAGAGCAGAGCUUCAUCCCCCAGGCAGGCCGAACUGAGCCCAGCCCUGACCCUGCUGCUGGAGGAUGAAGCCUGCUGGCUGAGGACGCUGCCCAGGGCCCUGACAGAGGCCGAGGCCAAUGCGGAGAUCCACAGGAAGGACGAAGCCCUCUGGUGCAGGCUCACCAAGCCAGUGCCAGCGGGUGGACUGUUGAGCGUGCUCCUCGUGGCCGAGCCUCACAGUACCGCCAGCCAUCCUGUGAAGAAGGAGCCCGCAGAGCCUGAGAGCCUGGCCCCCUCCCACACCGACAUCCAGCUCCUGCCCCAGCAGGCCGGCAUGGCAUCCAUCCUGGCCACAGCUGUCAUCAACAAAGAUGUUUUCCCCUGUAAGGACUGCGGAAUUUGGUACCGCAGCGAGCGGAACCUGCAAGCCCACCUCCUGUACUACUGCGCCAGCCGCCAGAGCGCCAGCUCCCCCACCACAGCCGCCAUCGAUGAGAAGCCCAAGGAGCCGUACCCCAACGAGCGCAUCUGUCCCUUCCCCCAGUGCCGCAAAAGCUGUCCCAGCGCCAGCUCCCUGGAGAUCCACAUGCGUAGCCACAGCGGCGAGCGCCCCUUCGUGUGUCUCAUCUGCCUGUCAGCCUUCACCACCAAGGCCAACUGCGAGCGGCACCUCAAGGUGCACACAGACACGCUGAGCGGUGUCUGCCACAGUUGUGGCUUCAUCUCCACCACAAGGGACAUCCUCUACAGCCACCUAGUGACCAACCAUAUGGUUUGCCAGCCGGGCUCCAAGGCUGAGAUCUACUCGCCAGGGCCUGGGCACCCCGUGGCCAAGCACCCCCCAGAGAGUCUGGCCGGCUUCCAGCAGCACACAGCCCUACACGGCCCCCUGGCCUCCGCCGACCUGGGGCUGGCACCCACUUCAUCUCCAGGACUGGACAGGAAAGCCCUGGCUGAGGCCACCAACGGAGAAACCAGAGCGGCCCCACAGAACGGGGGCAGCGGAGAGCCCCCGGCUGCGCCCAGAAGCAUCAAGGUGGAGGCGGCCGAGGAACCCGAGGUGGAGUCAGGGCCCCCACCAACCCCUUCUUCACGGACGCCCUCACCUCCCAGCCCCGCACCCGCGCGUAUCAAGGCCGAGCUGCCCAGCCCAACGCCGGGCUCGAGCCCGGGACCCGGCGCGCUCUUCCUGCCACAGUUCCCCGCAGCGCCCCCGGCCUCGGAGAUCCUGGCCAAGAUGUCCGAGCUGGUACACAGCCGGCUGCAGGCAGGGGUGGGAGCGGGCGCAGGGGCGUCGGCCGGCCUACUCGCGGGGGCCCCCAAGGGCGCCACGUGCUUCGAGUGCGACAUCACCUUCAACAACGUCAGCAACUUCUAUGUGCACAAGCGCCUCUACUGCUCAGGCCGCCGAGCGCCCGACGACGCGCCCCCCGCCCGCAGGCCCAAGGCGCCACCCGCCCCGGCGCGCGCGCCCCCUGCCCCGCCGCCAGCCGAGCCCGACGCGCCAAGCUCGUCACCGGGCCCCGGGGCGCGUGAGGACCAGGCGGGGGACGCGGCCACGUCCGAGGCCGAGGCGGGCAGUCGAGGCAGUGAGGGCAGCCCGAGCCCCGGCAGCGGUGCGGAUGAAGAUGACGACCCCCGCCGGACGCUGUGCGAAGCCUGCAACAUCCGCUUCAGCCGCCACGAGACCUACAUGGUGCACAAGCGCUACUACUGCGCCUCCCGCCACGACCCGCCGCCACGCCGGCCGGCGCCCGCUGCGCCUCCAGGGACCCCUGGGACCCCAGCGCCCUCCGCACCGCCCGUGCGCACGCGCAGGCGCCGCAAGCUCUACGAGCUGCAGGCGGCCAGCCCUGCCCCCGCGGCGCCAGGCUCCGCCUUGCCGGCGCCGGGCCACGCCCCCGAGCCGCCUGGUCUUGCCCCGCCUGCGCCAGGCCACGCCCCCGAGCCGCCUGCGUCGCCGUCGCCGCGGCCCGGAAGCGGAAGCGAGCCGGACCCCUCUGAUGGUCCUAUUGACCUGAGCAAGAAGCCACGACGCCAGGCUCCCGCCACUCCCUUGAACAGCCCCACGCCCGCUCUGCCGUCCCUGGCGGACUACCACGAAUGCACGGCCUGCCGCGUGAGCUUCCACAGCCUCGAGGCCUACCUGGCACACAAGAAGUUCUCGUGCCCCGCCGCACCACGCCGCCCGUGCGCCCCCGAGGACCCCGCCGUCGUGUGCCCCUACUGCCCCCUGAACGGCCUGGUUCGCGGAGACCUCGUCGAGCACUUGCGCCUGGCUCACGGCCUGCUGCUGGGCAAGCCCCUGGCUGGCCCCGGCCCCGGCUCGGAGGCCCGGACUCCCUCUCCUUCUGCCCCCCGGGAGGGCCUAAAUGGCCAGGAGCCGCCCGCGGGCCCUCCUGACAGCAGCCCCCGGCCGGGCCCGCCCGCGGCCCCGCCAACACCCCCUUCCCACUCGGACAAGGGCGUCCAGACCCCCAGCAAAGGGACGCCGGCCCCCUUGCCCAACGGCAACCACAGGUACUGCCGCCUGUGCAACAUCAAGUUCAGCAGCCUGUCCACCUUCAUCGCCCACAAGAAGUAUUACUGUUCCUCGCACGCUGCCGAACACGUGAAGUGACCAGCAGCCACACUGCAGAAGGGAGACCGCUUCACACGCCCUGCUGCUCCCCUGGAUCCAGGGCCCACAGGCCUGCUACUAGCAAAGACAGGAUCACCUUCCAGGCCCCUGGCUCUUGGGGACUCUGGCUCCUGAAAAACGUACCAAGCACAGGCCUCAGCAGAGGGGGCUGCAGGGGGCAGCGCCCACGUGGACCCUUGGCACUUAAUAAAGAAGUUCAGUUUGAUGAG